Messenger RNA from Vollenhovia emeryi, 595 nucleotides. RefSeq lists its product as uncharacterized. Lineage: Eukaryota; Metazoa; Arthropoda; Insecta; Hymenoptera; Formicidae. The coding region runs from base 1 to 510 and encodes 169 amino acids. The record is from RefSeq and is a predicted model, not a curated record. The transcript has a single exon.
AUGAUUUGCCUGUACUGCGAUAAUCCUCGAGACAAAUGCACAUGCAAAGCACCAAUCGGAACUUGUUCGUAUUGUGGUUUGCCGUCGGAUGUUUGCAACUGUCGAGAAGACAAGGGUCACGCUCGUGACUAUGAACGAACUGCCGUAAAGCCGGAUGAGAAUCGGACGAUUCGUGUCACAAGCUGGACGCCAAAAAGGGAAAUCAGGCGGUAUUUCACGAGAAACCCUGAGGACCUUUGGUCGUUUUCCAGCGAAGAAUGUUACUGCCGUGAAAAUCCGAAGCAUCAACGCCCCGAAGAAUUACCUUAUCAACGGCUGAACAUCUUCUCCGAAGUGAUGAACGAACUGCAGCAGAAGAUGAGCGAGUCCAUAUGGUGUGCACAAUGCUGGAGGAAUCCUUGCUGUUGUAUAUCGCCGGCCGAGCAAGAUAAGAGAAAGGAAGAAAGGAAAGCCGAGAACCGUGUCAAGUAUAUAAAAGAAUCUUUUGCCUCUGAAAAUAGUUUUAUCUGAUUAAAUAGGGGUGCAUCAGGUAUCGAAAAGAAAAUUUCUAGGCACAAAGAUUUAGCUCGAUUGAAGAAGGCACAUUUCUAUUUAU